UUUACAUUCAGAAUUCACCUCCUAUUCAGCACCAAGGAAGUAGUCCAGGCAAGCUUGAAUAGAUAACAAUCGGUGAUGUUACGAAUGAAAUUUAGUCGCAUGGUCUUUUGCACGCUGGUAUUUGCCAUGCUGGCCGCGGUUCAGUGUGCGGGGAUGGAACCCUCUCAAGAACCAUCCCAGAUCAUUAACAUACGACAAAAAGCAGCCGUCGAUGACUUGCAAGGAUGUUUGCCCUCAUUGCCCUCGUUUUCUUCAACCCCUCCGAUUGAAUCUCCAACUUUGUUGGGGUCUUCCGGAGAGGCACAUUCCUCCCAAGCCGCGGACCAGCACUCAAAUCAACAGGACCCACACGAACGCGCGAUUACCAUUGCCGAUCUGAAGCAGAAAUAUUCGUUGAACAGUCCACGGACAAGCAUCUCAGAUGCUCAGACACCGAGCUCGGAUCAUCAAUCGAUUAGCAUCAUCCCUCCUAGAAGCUCCAAUGCGCCACAGGAUCCAGAAUCAGACGCAUGUUCGAUUUGUAAAGACGAAGAAGUCAGAGGUGCAAUGAUCAAAUUGAACUGCCCUCACCAGUUUCAUGAACAAUGUAUUCGAGCUUGGCUGAUCCUUCCAAAGACCACCUGUCCUGAAUGUCGCACUGAAGUUGAGCCUGAAACUGCUUCAACAAUCAUUGGUCACUUAUCGCGUAGUGAAGUAGUUACUUCAGUAGAUGUUGCCCAAUUGCCAGAUAAAUGGGAUGUUUGUAAUUAUGCUACCUCAAGUUUGCUUUUCUUAGUAUUCUUAUUUGUAUCUCUGUAUUUCUUGGGAAAAGCCAUAGGAUGA
Molecule: messenger RNA, 822 nt
Organism: Puccinia graminis f. sp. tritici CRL 75-36-700-3
Lineage: Eukaryota; Fungi; Basidiomycota; Pucciniomycetes; Pucciniales; Pucciniaceae
Exons: 4
Coding region: 76-822 (248 amino acids)
Biological process (GO): ubiquitin-dependent protein catabolic process
Molecular function (GO): ubiquitin protein ligase activity
Source: RefSeq, a predicted model, not a curated record